This is a messenger RNA of Syngnathoides biaculeatus (alligator pipefish), 5532 nucleotides long. It is a transcript of the gene adamtsl3, whose product is annotated as ADAMTS-like 3. The record is from RefSeq and is a predicted model, not a curated record. NCBI's taxonomy places the organism in Eukaryota, Metazoa, Chordata, Actinopteri, Syngnathiformes, Syngnathidae. Gene Ontology annotation, molecular function: metalloendopeptidase activity. Gene Ontology annotation, cellular component: extracellular matrix. Gene Ontology annotation, biological process: extracellular matrix organization. Bases 103 to 4578 code for a protein of 1491 amino acids. The transcript is spliced from 25 exons.
CCCCCCCCCGCCCUCCACGCUGUCCCACAAACACACGAGCGGAGCGAAAGGGAAGCGCUCGCUUGUCUCCGUUCGGUGCGCCAACGCCGAAUUCGGGGAGAGAUGACGGGGGGCCGCUGGGCCGCGACUGGACUGCUUCUGUUGGCUGUUUGGGUCAAGGUCGACUACGUGAGGGCCAACGACGGAGAUGCAGUGUUCAUCCGGGAGUUCGCCCUGAUCCGACAGGAAAACCUCUCGGAGGACCUUGUCCACGAAACCAGCCAAAAACCCGAGGACCCGAGCUCCCGGACGGCGCGCUCGGAAGAGGACGGGGACACCCUGUGGGACGCCUGGGGGCCGUGGAGCGAGUGUUCCCGGACCUGCGGGGGAGGAGCGUCGUAUUCCCUCAGGCGGUGCCUCACUUCCAAGACUUGCGAAGGGCAGAAUAUCAAAUAUCGCACAUGCAGUAAUGUGGACUGCCCUCUGGACGCCGGAGACUUCCGGGCUCAACAGUGUUCGGCCCACGCGGACGUCCGCCACCAGGGCCAGUAUCACGAGUGGCUGCCCGUCUACAAUGACCCGGACAACCCGUGCGCCCUCAAGUGCAAAUCUAAGGGCUCGGGGCUGCUGGUGGAGUUGGCGCCCAAGGUUCUCGACGGGACUCGGUGCUACACUGAGUCCUUAGACAUGUGCAUCAGUGGGCUGUGCCAGGUCGUGGGCUGCGAUCACGAGUUGGGGAGUGGGGCCAAGGAGGACAACUGCGGCGUGUGCGGUGGCGACGGCUCCUCGUGCAGGCUGGUACGAGGGCAGUACAAAUCCCAGCAUUCCUCGGGAAAAACCGUGGACACCGUUGUCGUCAUCCCAUUCAAGAGUCGACACGUGCGUCUUAUCUUGAAAGGCCCGGAUCACUUGUAUGUGGAGAGCAAGACUCUGCAAGGGGCGAAAGGCCAGCGCAUCUUGGAGAAAACGGGCCAGUACCAACUGGAAAACACCACCUUGGACUACCAGAAACUGCCCGACAAGGAAGUGCUGAGAAUUCCCGGCCCGCUCGGGGCCGAUUUCACCGUACAAGUUCAGUUUGCAAGUGGACCCGAUAGCGUCGUCCAGUACUUAUUCUACCAACCCAUCGUCCACCGGUGGAGGGAAACAGACUUCUUCCCUUGCUCUGUGACAUGUGGUGGCGGGUACCAGCUGACGUCGGCGGAGUGCUUUGACCUGCGGAGCGGCCGAGUGGUGGUAGACCAGUAUUGCCAUUACUACCCCGAGAACGUCAAGCCAAAACCCAGACUCCAAGAGUGCAACAUGGAGCCGUGCCUGGCCAGUGAUGGCUACAAGCAGAUUAUGCCGUAUGACCUCUACCACCCCCUGCCUCGGUGGGAGAGCAGCCCUUGGACCGCCUGCUCCACUUCCUGCGGCGGGGGCGUCCAGAGUCGCUCGGUUUCCUGUGUGGAGGAAGACAUGCAGGGGACCGUCACGGUGACGGAUGAAUGGAAGUGCCUCUACGCCCCCAAGAUGGCCGUCUUGCAGCCCUGCAGCGCCUUUGACUGCCCCACCUGGGUGGCCCAGGAGUGGUCACCUUGCACCGUCACGUGCGGUCAGGGUCUGCGCUACAGGGUGGUGCUGUGCAUUGAUCACAGGGGGCUCCACGCGGGGGGAUGCAACCCUGCGACCAAGCCCCACAUCAAGGAAGAGUGCCUGGUGACCGUGCCCUGCUACAAAACCGUCGACACGCUCCCCGUGGAGGCCAAACCGCCGUGGCAUAAGCAGGCCAUCGAGCUGGACCAGGAGAUCGUUGUAACCGAGGAGCCCGACUUCAUCCCCGGUCCUUGGCAGCCCUGCAGUAGAACGUGCGGCGUCGGGACCGAGCGGCGCACCGUCAAGUGCCAGGUCUUGCUCUCCUUCGCGCGGACUGUGGCCGACCUCCCGGACGACGAGUGCAAAGGCGUCAAGCCUGCGACGGACCGGGUUUGCUACCGGACUCCCUGCCGGAACCCGGAAGGCGACGACGACCGAGACGCGGAGAAGGGGGAGGACCGGGAGGAGGAGGGGCCGCACGAGUGGGAGUAUGACGGGUUCACCGAGUGUUCCAAGAGCUGCGGAGGAGGUGUGCAGGAGGCUGUGGUGAUCUGCCUAAACAAGCAGACCAGGGAGGCGGCAGCGGACCAGAGUUGGUGCGCGAGCACCGGGAGGCCCCUGCCACUCCUGCAGGACUGCAGAACGCAGCCCUGCCCCCCGAGGUGGGAAGUGGGGGAGUGGAGCCAGUGCUCCGCUUCCUGCGGGGUCGGCCUGAGGUCCCGCACCGUGGCGUGCGUUCUCGGGCCGCCGUCUCAGGACAACAGCACCUCGGAGAUUUUGCCAAAUGAAAACUGCCGCGACCCAAAACCGAACCCCGUGCAGGCCUGCAACCGCUUUGACUGCCCUCCUGUGUGGGAGACGCCGGAAUGGGGGCAGUGCUCCGGUCCUUGUGGCGACGGAGUCGAAAGGAGGCCCGUUCUGUGUAAGCAGCGCUUGGCUGACGGGACAAUCCUGGAGCUGCCGGACACGUUUUGUCCCUCAAAGAUGCCACCAAACCAGCGGGCGUGUAGCGGAGAACAGCCGUGCCCACCUCAGUGGGUCACAAGUUGGUCCCAGUGCUCGGUGACCUGUGGAAAUGGUAUGCAGAGGCUUGAAGCACUCUGCGGGAAACAAGGGGAGGAUGGACGAUCUCGGACCGUCCAUCCGAGCAAUUGCUCCUCUCUAGCGCGACCCACCGGGAUCCGACUGUGCUCUUUGAGGCUCUGCAAGAAUUCACCCAACCCCAGCCCUGCCAUCCUCGCGCAGAGGAAUGUGUACAUCCAGUGGCGGACGACCAAAAAGGUCCAUUUGGUGGUAGGCGGCGCUGCCUAUCUGCUCCCUCGGACAAGUGUGGUCCUGCGCUGUCCGACCCGCCACAUCCGAAAGGCAAAUAUCCGAUGGCUGAAAGAAGGAAAGCCUCCGGGGAGUCUCCCGGGUCUGUCCGCGACUCCGAUGGGAUUAGUGAAGAUCCAGCAUGUUGGCAAUUCUGACGGCGGGAGGUACACCUGCGUCGCAGGCCAAGCCGAGGAGCAUUUAGACCUACGGGUGAUCGGUGCCGAGCGGAGGUUGCACAGACCGCAGGCGGAGAGGGUACGGGAGCUGUCCCUCUUCCCUACCGGGUACGACCACGUUGUCCAACGCUUGCUGCAACUCAAGGCAGCAAAAAACAAGACCGCCUCGGAAGACCGGCGGGGCGCUUUGGAUAUCCCCGAUGUUGUCGUUCUUGAUAGCCAGAAGCUGGAUGAGAUCGACACCCUCAGAGGACAAGGGGAGGAAGUUAUUGCUCUGUUGCUCAGCAAGCUGACCCCGUCCCACUACCAAACCAAUGAGUCAACUCAUCAAAACCCAGAAAUGGAUUCAGCCUCCGCCCAAGGGCCUCUUUUGCGUACACCAAAGACGAAAAGCUACUCAACCAGGUCCAGAAGCCCGGUGAUCAUCCAGAGCCCCCCGAAAACUGCGACGGUGUUGUCCUCCGAUGUCACGGUGAGUAUAGGCGCGCCGGUAGUGCUGCGGAAGCCCUACGCCAGUUUGGAAAUCAAGUGUGAGUCUGUCGGUUCCCCGGAACCAUCCCUCACCUGGACCAAAAAUGGAAAACGGUUGCGCUACGACAGCAGAAUCGACAUAUCGCCGGGCGGCUCGCUGAAGAUUCGGUCCCCGAACCGGGCGGAUGAGGGUCUGUACACCUGCACCGCAAGGAAUCGACUCGGGACCUCGUCGCGCUCAUCUUGGCUGCAGAUUGCGGCAGGCAGCGGAAGGAACUGCGUCCAAGCCGUCCGAGCCAGCGGCCCCGUCGUUUGCCCCGAUCCGAGCGACGGCAGCAUCCAGCCGGCUGCGAGCAGGUCGGCGGCGGAAAUGCACCGUUUGGGUUUCGGAACGAUUGGAGGACUCAGGAAAGUCUCUCCCGGCAGUUGGCGCGCGGACCCGUGGGCGCCGUGCUCGGCCAGCUGUGGCGGCGGCUCCCAGACCAGACGAGUGCGCUGCGUGGAGAGCGGGUCGAGGGAGGUGGCGCGCCAGCGCUGCGCCAGUGCGGGGCGGAGACCUUCGGAUGCCAGGAUAUGUAACGUUCAUCCCUGCGCCAGUUGGGCCACAAGCACCUGGGGGGUGUGUCACGGUCAAUGCGCGGGGUCAAGUUCGGCAGCGCAGUACCGCCACGUUUUCUGCCGAGACAGAAACGGCACCGAGGUCCCUUCCGGGAUGUGCGGCGGCCUCCGACGACCGAGCUCGGCGAGGAACUGCUCGGCGGACGCCUGCGCCCCGCAGUGGCGGGUCGGACCGUGGACGCAGUGCACCGCCACCUGCGGCCGACACGGCUUCCAGUCGCGCCGUGUGGUCUGCGCGCAGCGGAACGGCGGAAAGGCGGCGCGGGAGCGCCGCUGCGUGCGGAGGCCUCGUCCGCCCAGCUGGCAGCGCUGCAACACGGCACCCUGCGGGCGAGCCCGAGAGUGUCGAGACAGCACCAGGUACUGUGAGAAGGUGCGAGAGUUGGACCUGUGCAUGCUGCCGCAGUUUAAGAGUCGCUGCUGCCACUCCUGCCUCGGCACCUGACGGACGAGGGGGAACGUCGGGCGCCGGGACCGUCGGCUUCGGGACCGCUUACCGGAGGAUUGCAUCACGCAACGGGCCUUUUCAUACCGGACGUGAUGUGAUAACCACUGGAAAACUUUUGCGAUACGUCUUCCCGGGCGACUCGUCUCGGCCAAAGGAAAAAACAAAAAACUCCAAUUGAAUAAGACAGGAGCUAGAACUGAAUGUUGUGUGUGUGUGUGCGUGUGUGUGUGUUGGGGGGGGGGGAUUCCUUCUGGGGUUGCACUCAUGACUGAAGAAAAAUAGGAGGGGGGGGGGGGACUUUUUGCACUCGAAAUCAACUGAAGUCUGACCAUGUUGAUUUUUUUUUUUUUUCAUUACAUUGAACUAUUUUGCCUGGUGAUUUCCAAAUGAUUUCUCUAGAUAUGUAUUUUAACCACUUUUUUUUUUUAACAAUGCUUUUGCACAUUUAGUCGUGACACGUCUCCUUAAUUCCUUUGACUCUAAUUCCUCCCUUUUGGCUCACGCGCGACACAUUAGCGGAAAAGCUAGCACAACGUCGGAAAACAGCAAGAUUGGAGCGUCCGCAUUGCUGUCAUUUUUCACUUUUCUUUUUUCGUACAUAUUUAAUCAUUUGUUAUUUAUUCAGCAAAAUGGGCACUUUGUGAUACUAGUGCAACACGUUUAAGAACGGGGCGACUACUUGGCUUUUAGUUGAUGCUCAAUUGUUUGAUUUUAUGAGAAGGAACUGUCGUCAUAUCAUGUACACGCUUCAUUUGUGUAGAUAUGUAUUUUUUGCCUUAUUUAUUUCCAUGAGUCUCCGUGUGUAUAGUUUUGUAAAUAAACAAGGUUGGGUUUUACAUUUGAAGUCGCGUAUUGACGAUUGUUGUUUGAUGUACAUCUCGAGGGCGCCCCCCGUUGGUGACUUGAUCUCAACUUUGUAAAAGAAUAAAAUGAAGCACAUUCCUUUUACAA